This is a messenger RNA of Calidris pugnax (ruff), 4537 nucleotides long. RefSeq names its product M-phase phosphoprotein 8 (gene MPHOSPH8). The transcript is spliced from 13 exons. Gene Ontology annotation, cellular component: cytoplasm; nucleus. The coding region runs from base 56 to 2422 and encodes 788 amino acids. The record is from RefSeq and is a predicted model, not a curated record. Gene Ontology annotation, molecular function: protein binding. NCBI's taxonomy places the organism in Eukaryota, Metazoa, Chordata, Aves, Charadriiformes, Scolopacidae.
CGGCGGUGGAUGUCGCAGCCGCUUUUCACCGUUGUCGUUUGAAAUUCGGCCCAAAAUGGCGGCGGCGGCGGCCGGGAGCGGGGUUGAGGCGGCGGCGGCCGCCAGGCUGGAGGGGGCGGAGGAAGAGGAGGAGACGGCGGCCGCGGCGGAGGAGGAGGACGAGGAGGACGGGGAUGGUGAGGAAGACGGCGGCGGGGCUGGCAAGGCGGCGGCGGCAGCAGCAGCCGGCGGCGGGGAGGCCAGCGGCGGCGGCGAGAGCGAGGAGGAGGAGGACGUGUUCGAGGUGGAGAAGAUCCUCGACGUGAAGACCGAGGGGGGUAAGAUUCUCUACAAAGUACGGUGGAAAGGAUAUACCUCUGAUGAUGAUACCUGGGAACCAGAAGUUCACUUGGAAGACUGCAAAGAAGUGCUGCUUGAAUUCAGAAAAAAAAUUGUGGACAAUAAGCCUAAACCUGUUAAAAAAGACAUACAGAAGCUGUCCCUAAAUGAUGAUGUAUUUGAAGCAGAAUCUGACAGUGACUGGCAAAGUGAAACAAAAGAUGAUGUUUCACCAAAGAAAAAAAAAAAGAGAUCAAAAGAUGGAGAGGAUAGAAGUCCAGAUGAUCUGAAGAAGAAAAAGUCCAAGUCUUCAAAACUCAAAGAAAAACCGAGAACAGAAUGUGAUAAUUCUUCAGAUACUUUUGUUUCAGAUUCAAAACCAAAAAAAAGGACUUCAGAAUCCAAGGAGGAUUCAAAGGACCCAAAGAAGCAAAGGAAGGAAGAUACUAAAGAAAUCAAGAAAAAGAAGGGAGAAGUUAAAGAUUCAAAAAUAAAAUCUAAAGAAGAUUCUAAAGAAAAUAAAAAAUCACGGAAGGAGAAGCAUGGAGAUAUUCAGUUAGACUCAGAAUCAAGUACUCUAGAUGAUGUAUUUUGUCAAGGAAUUGAUAAUGAAAAUUCAGACUUAAAUUCUGAAAAUAAAGAUGAGAAGCAAAGGGUAGAAGAGAGAUUGGAACAAGAAAUUGCUGAAAAAGAUUCCUUUGCCGAUAGGCAUCUUGAUGGAUCAGCAAGUAAUGAAGAUGAUAGUAUUGAUGUUAAGGUUAAAAGAAAGAAGAAAAAAACUCAGAAAGCAGAUGAUUAUAAAGAGGAAGGUAGAAAAGUGGAAACUCAAGGUAUCUAUUUAGAGAAGAAAAGCAUGCACAAAAAGCAGAAAGGUCAAGAAAAAGUAAAAAUGGUACCAGGAGAGCUGGAGAAAGUGUCACCUGCUCCUUCACCAGUGCAGAAGGGUUUGAAAUUGAGCGCAGAUGAAAGAGGAUGCAAGUCCACUGAUUCAGCUGGGGAGGAGAAAGAAGUAAUGAAAACUGAAACAAAAGAAAAACCUCAAAAAAAAGAGUUUGAAAAAGAAGAAAAGAGUGGGAAAGAACAAAAGGGCCUAAAAAAUGGCAAGCAGCAAGUCUUGAGUUUGGGUAUGGACAUGCAGUUGGAAUGGCUGACACUAGAAGAUUUUCAGAAGCAUCUUGAUGGAGAAGAUGAGAAUCAUGUGUUAACAGAACCAGUAUCAAGUACUCUCCUGAGGGAUGCUGUUAAAAGUGGGGAUUAUAUGACAGUAAAGAUGGCACUUUCUUCAAAUGAGGAAUAUAAUCUGGAUCAAGAGGACUCGAGUGGAAUGACCCUAGUAAUGCUUGCAGCUGCUGGUGGGCAUGAUGACCUUCUCCGAGUCUUAAUCAGGAAAGGAGCUAAAGUUAAUGGUAGACAGAAAAAUGGAACAACUGCAUUGAUACACGCUGCUGAAAAGAAUUUUCUAACAACAGUAGCUAUUCUUCUGGAAGCUGGGGCGUAUGUGAACAUGCAGCAGAGCAGCGGGGAAACUGCUUUGAUGAAGGCCUGUAAAAGAGGGAACUCUGAUAUAGUGCGGCUUAUGAUUGAGAGCGGGGCAGACUGUAACAUUCUGUCGAAGCACCAGAACAGCGCGCUGCAUUUUGCCAAACAAUGCAAUAACGUACUGGUGUAUGAGCAGCUCAAGAGUCAUUUGGAAACGCUCUCAAGAGUAGCAGAAGACACCAUCAGGGAUUAUUUUGAAGCUCGUCUUGUUUUGCUGGAGCCAGUCUUUCCAAUCGCGUGUCAUCGUCUCUGUGAAGGGCCAGACUUCUCUACGGAUUUUAACUAUAAACCACCACAAAAUGUGCCAGAAGGAUCUGGAAUUCUUCUCUUUGUUUUCCACGCAAAUUUCUUUGGUAAAGAAGUUGUUGCUCGGCUCUGUGGACCAUGCAGUGUACAAGCUGUGGUUUUAAACGACAAAUUCCAGCUCCCUGUAUUUUUGGACAGUCACUUUAUUUAUUCCUUCAGCCCCACUGCAGGCCUUAACAAGCUUUUUAUACGGUUGGCAGAAGCUCCUACCGCCAAGGUGAAGCUGCUGAUAGGCGCGUACCGGGUGCAGCUGCAGUGACCCCGCGGCUGGGAGCGUGUUGGGGGGACCCACACGCUUUUGGAGACACGUCUGGUUCCUCUGGUGAGAGACUGACAGAGCAGUUUGGAACUGUUUGGCACCACGCUCUUAGGACUGAAGCUCCCGUCUCGCUGUCCCCGCGGCGUCAGGCAGGAAGGUGUGUGUCCGAGCGCAGCUCUGUGCGGCGCCGGUGGGACAGGGCUCUCAGCUUGGUUUUUUACGUUGUACAGAUCUAGAUGUAAGUAUUUGUGCCAAUACAUAUAAUUCUGGUUUUCUUUACCUUGUGGAGUCCAGACUGCGUAUUUCAGCUUUUCCACAAUGUGGAAUGGUGCAUAUAAGAACUAUUUAAGGUAACUACAUGAAAUGUCUUUUUUUAAUAGAAAGAUCUUUUCAAUUUGUAAACUAAAUUUUUCUACUUACUCUAACUGUAAUGUUUCUAUGUAAAAUGCAGAAUUGUCAUGUUCUUGGAGCCUCGGGCAGAAAUUACACUUUGAAGUCACUGCGUUAGGUUUAACUUUGAAUUGCUGAGGGCUGUGUCUGAAGCUUCUCCUGCCCUUGUCUCCCAGUGAGAAAGGGGUUCUGUGGGGGGGAUCCCUCUGACCAACACCUCGGGCUGCAGGUGUCAACAAAGACUCUGAGUGGGCUCAGCUCACCAGGGUGGCACACUGUGUUUUAGAACUGCUGCUGUGUUAGAGGAGCAACUGGUAGUUUUCCAGACAUCUCAGCUUUUGAGUAGGGACGUAGGAAAACAAAUGUGAGCUGAGAGCAGGAAACCAGGAGAGCUGUAACUGCCACGAACGUGCUGGCAAAGCUCUUCCUGGGCAAGAAGCUACAGAGGGGAUUUCAGAUGGUCUCAGCCUGACAGAUGAGAACACGUACUGCCCUUCAAUGCAGAAACUCAGUUCCUCAGUGCAAAGAGCUGCUAUCUUUUUAUUAUUAUUAUUAUUAUUUUAUUUAAAUGACCCAUUUUAUCAGGUGACAGCAGUUCUGUAAUGGUCCUGUGCUAUAAAAUACAAAUGUAAUACUUCUGCAUGAAGUAUAGAAUAUUUUUCUUUGUUAAUUAAUCAUCAUCUUGAAAAGUAAAAAAAAAAAAAAGAAAAAGAAAAAAGAAAAAAUAUCCAGAUUGUGCCUUUGCUGUUCUGGUUGCCACAUGUAGUUUACACACCACUAUGUGCCUAUCCUAUUAGCGAAACUAUUGCGGAUAAAUCUUUAAUAUAUUUGCUCACAAUCAAAAUGGUGCAGAUGUAGAAAGUAUCCUUUUAAGAACUGUGACUUUCUAAUGCAAUAGUUCAAUUAACCAGUUUUUAAUUUUUGGUUCUUGAAAGUUUAAAACUUUCAUAUUUAAGAGAUGCCAAAUGAGUAAGUAAGAAAGCACACUGUUUCAAUUUAGUGGAAUGUCACAUUAAGCUCUAUAAAACUAGAACAGCAACACGACGUACAGCUCCUCCUUUCCAGUUCGAUUUAGAAUAGUUGCCUUUCUUUUUGCAACCAGUAUUGAUGGGAAGUGAACAGGUCUGGGUUUUGAACAGACUUGAUACCUCCACCUCUCAGAAAUACACCAGAUACCUCAUUUUUGCAAAGUGUGAACACCCAAAAUGAAAAGCACUGGCUGAGAAUCAGGAAUGUCACUACAGGGACUUGGUGUAGCUGCAUUUUUUUUUUUAGUCACUGUGCAAAACAUUGGAGUGAUGGUUUUCAUGUGGGUGGCAACCCCUUCCUCAGCUGCUCCUGCCUUGUGCCCUCCAGGGUGUCGUUUGGGCGUGUGAAGCUCUGUACAGCACCUUCAAGUUGUUCAAGGUGGGGGGACAAAAUGUCCAUAGAAUAUAGACACUUUCUGGAAACUGUUGUACAGUCUAACCUCAGAAUGUCUGGUAAUGCUCCAAGAGUUGACAUAGCAGGUAGUUUGUCAAAGGCUGUUGAUUUGGGGGUUUGUUUUUGUUUUUUUUUUCCUUGAAGCAUUUGGGAGAGAGGGAGGAGUUUUGCAGGAUAUGGGGAUAAAAUCUGGGUUCGUGAUGCAUUUGAGGGAUGGAUUUUGCAAUCAUCGUUCUCUUUUUAGUUGGUGAUAGAAAUUCAAAAUCCCUACUGAAGAUGCAUAAAAGACAUAUCAUGUUUGAA